AUGGAAGACCACAAGCAAAAAGCAAUGGAAAUAAAUUAUGAAACGUUAGUUCAAAUUAUUCUCAUGUUUGUUGUAAAACAACAACAACAACACUAAUAAAACGCCUGAAGAUAGGCAGUUUUGUUGGGAAUAUAAAUAUAAACUUAUACCAUUGUAUAAUCUCUGAAUGUUGAGAAAUAUUUGAAUCAAAUUAUUUCGGUUUCUUAUUUAUUCAUUCCUAAAAUUAAUUCGCUUAUAAAUCAGAGUGGCGAGCGAAAACCUGUCUAACAUGUUUUAAUUGUUUCUCCCUUUAUUGACAGGAUGAAAAAAGAUUCGAAAGUAAUAGAAAGCCAGGUAUAAAUUAACGGAAAAGCAAGAAUAUUUAUGUAGUAAUCGUGUUUGCAUUUUGUUGUGUUGUGUUGUGUUGUGUUGUGUUGUGUUGUGUUGUGUAAUUGUGUUGUGUUGUGGUGUGUUAUGCUGUGUUGUGCUGUAUUACUGCACAUGCGUAAUAACGUUGGGUUGCUCAAUUUAUUUUAUGGUACUUUUAGGAAGCAUUACAAAGACGAAAAUCAUUAGAGAGUAAAUUAAAGUAAGUUGUUGCUUGGUACACCACACCUGUUGAUAAGCUCUGUCCUUGUUAACCAACCUAACUGACCAAAUAUAUUUAAACAAACUCAAAUAUAUUUAAACUGGACAGCUAUAUCGAUCAGUUCUAAACUGUUCUCUUAAGCUCCCUUGGCAGAGUCAAGCACUCUUUUUGCAUAUUAAGACUACGGUGAAAUUAUAUAAUCAUACAUAAAACUCCAUGCUAUAUUCAGCCUAGGUCGAUAUCACGAGAGGAGAUUUGUUGGAAGCAAAAGAAGACUAAGUCAGGACAUGGAUGAAACAAACGACAAAAUGUCGUUGAAAAUAAGAGAAGGUAGAAUUUUGCCUUCAAUAUAAUAUAUCAAACCAAACUUUCUCUUCUCUGAAGCACUCUCCUCUCGCAUGCCAUUAUUUUGAUCCUUAAUAUUUUCUUUAGAGGGCAGAAAAAUGACAGAUAUUAGUCGCUCUUUACAAAACAAUUCGACAGCUCAGAAGAAUACUCAGAUUGAUGCCGACUUUUUAGACCGCCAGGAACAAGGGAAACAUAUUGAUCUAAAACAAAAAGUAAGAUACUGACCAACAUUGGGGGGGGGGGGGGGUGCAACUGAGCAUGGAAAUGGAAGUCGUUAAUCUGGAUUGAGUGAAAAUUGUCUUUAUGUAAAAAUUAAGUGGAAGCUUUUCGUGAUGCAUAGAAUGUGUUCCUUUUAGAUGGCUGAAGCGAAGAGAACGACAUUGCUGGAACAAAUGUCAAAAGAUCGGAAGAAUCGUAAUCGAGCACGAAUGACGCGAACGCAAGAUCGUUGCGUGGACACGGACACAGAUACUCGGAAACUGUCGUAUAGCGACGCCAUUAGACAUUUACAGGUGAUUGAACAAAUGUACAAAAAUAAGUGUACAAAAAUAUAACAAUGUAUGUUGUGGUGUGAAAAUUGUUAUACUGAAACAUUAUCUCCUAGUCUUGCUUCCUAAAUAAUGCGCAGAACAGGGAACCUUGAGGAAUUUUCGGAUGUUUCUGCGACAACGUUUGCUCAGACUCUACAUUCUUUUUCUCACUUCAGAAAAGUGUGUCGAAGCAAGAAGAGAUGGAGCAUGCGCUGUAUAAUCAAGUGCGAUCAUCGGAAGCCAGUUAUAGAAAACAGGAACAAUAUUGUCAGCGGCUUCAGGACGAUCUUGGCGCUAUACAGAGAGAAAACGCCAAGCUAUUGAAGGUAUACUAUUGAAGAUAUUCGAGCGUUAUGAAAGCUAAGCGAAGAAAUAGCUUUAUCAGUUUUAAACUGUUCUCCGAUCCUUCGAGGCUCACUAAGGAUCAUCUCUUAUUGAUCCAGUGUUACUACAGGAGGAAACCUAAACUAAACUAACUUUAUUUAUACUGGAUAGCUAUAUCAGUUCUAAACUGUUCUUCCUAGAGGUCCAGUAAGAAUCAUCUCUUAUUGAUCCAGUGUUACUACAGGAGGAAACCUAAACUAAACUAACUUUAUUUAUACUGGAUAGCUAUAUCAGUUCUAAACUGUUCUUCCUAGAGGUCCAGUAAGAAUCAUCUCUUAUUGAUCCAGUGUUACUACAGGAGGAAACCUAAACUAAACUAACUUUAUUUAUACUGGAUAGCCAUAUCAGUUCUAAACUGUUCUUCCUAGAGGUCCAGUAAGGAUCAUCUCUUAUUGAUCCAGUAUUAUUACAGGAGGAAACCUAAACUAAACUAACUUUAUUUAUACUGGGUACCAAUAUCAGUCCACUUAUUCAGUCAGUGUUAUUACAGGAGGAAACUUAAACUAAACUAACUUAAAUAGUUUAUUUAUACUGGAUAGCUCUAUCAGUGUGGUUCCAAACUGUUCUUCCUAGAGGUCCAGUAUUACUACGAAAUGCGGCUGAGGUGAAAUUAUACUGCUUUGAUUUUAGGAUUUCGAACUGGAAUGUAAAACAAGAGAAACGUCUCUGAAACAAGCUCUUACUCGCGAACAGGCAGCGUUGCAAAAGGUAUGUACAAAAGGAAAUAUUUUACCGUACAUGUAAUGUAACUAACAAGUACAGUAUAUUUUUCUUACCUUUUGUCGUUUUGAAUAGAUAGCUUUUAUUAUUUGACUAUAAACAAUAUCAUCCAACAUGUAUAUAUUGACGUCUUGUGUUUGGUGGCAAUUAAAUGGAUUAUAGCUAGUGUAAAUCUCCAGUCUGCUAUCAAUAUCAACAUUUUUUACUACCAUCUAGCCGCUGCUCUUAUUGAAACCAACCAGUACUGUACUGUACUUUAUUUUGUUUUGUUUAAAAGGCUCGUACGACUAGAGAAGAAGGAAUACAAAGUUUAGUCAAACUACGAGACUUAUUACGCGAAGAUAAACACCGUUUGAAUGAUGACGAAAAAGUAAGUAUAGAAACUGCUCGAAGUGAAUGAAGUAACGUGUAUAGUGUGGCGAAUUGACGAAAAGAUGAAGUAAGUUGAUGUGAAAUAUACUGAUUUAGUUAAAAGAUCCGUUAAUUGAAAAUAAGCUACAGUCAGGUAAAGUAAAGCGGAUAAAAUUAGAGAACACUAGACAAAGUAAAGCGAGGCGUUGUGAAUUGAAGUCUUGAUAUGGUAAAUUGAUGCAGUGAAUACUUCUCGUUUUACUAGGAACAUCAUCGCUUAGCAAGGUUGGAAUAUUCAACAAGGCUACAAGAAAUCUCAUGA
Molecule: messenger RNA, 3223 nt
Organism: Paramuricea clavata
Lineage: Eukaryota; Metazoa; Cnidaria; Anthozoa; Malacalcyonacea; Plexauridae
Source: the annotation of a GenBank genome assembly